Penicillium waksmanii is the source of this 2115-nucleotide messenger RNA. Its product is annotated as Zn(II)2Cys6 transcription factor. Gene Ontology annotation, molecular function: transcription cis-regulatory region binding; DNA-binding transcription factor activity, RNA polymerase II-specific; zinc ion binding. Bases 1 to 2115 code for a protein of 704 amino acids. Gene Ontology annotation, cellular component: nucleus. Gene Ontology annotation, biological process: positive regulation of transcription by RNA polymerase II. The transcript has 4 exons. The record is from RefSeq and is a predicted model, not a curated record. NCBI's taxonomy places the organism in Eukaryota, Fungi, Ascomycota, Eurotiomycetes, Eurotiales, Aspergillaceae.
AUGCCCGGAGUUCCCUCCAACAAAGCUUGCGAGCGAUGCAAGAAAAGGCAUCUGAAGUGUGAUGAAACUCGCCCGCAUUGUGAAAGAUGUGAAGCCGCUGGCGUGAAAUGCCCUGGGUAUGUUCAGACUCGAAAGUUCAUCGAUCAAGGAGCAUCAGUACGCCGCCGCUAUGCUCCUUAUCAAGAAAGGCACGCGAAUUUCGGCGAAAGCUCUGAAGGUCACAAAAAUCAAACUCAACACGUAAAUGUCCCAUCGGAUCCUCAUGCUAGGCCAUUGGGAGGUCCUCCGGACACAGAGAUGACCCAGCCGGGCUUGAGUUCUCAGAGAGACGAAGCCAGGACGAUUCCAGGCCAUACCUCCCAAACGGCUCAAGUCGGCCCCUCGCUCCAUGCUGAACUGGGUGCUUUACAGGGUCAAUUCCAGAUCCUUAAUGAUAUAAGUGCUUUUCCAGCUUCUCAUCUCAAUCAAUCCACCACCGGUGGCGCUUCUCAAAGUCCAAUUAUGGACUCGAUAUCGCCAAAUGCUUCAACGGGGCGCACCCCGGCUUCUGAAUCCACAUACAACAAGGCCUCUGUUGGUCAAUCACAACAUGAAAGAUAUUUGUCAUCAGAAAGUGUCGCGCAGCGGAGCGAGAAGGACGAAUUCCAAGACAUCUUCUCGGAACUAACGACGGGCUCAGAGCACGAACUCGCAUUCCUAUCUCGUCAUUUCGUAGAGAUAAUCGCCCCUUGGUUGGAUCUCUCUGAUUCAACAAAGUUUUUCUCCGUCUACGUGCCAAUAAGAGCCAUUAACUCCCCCUCGCUGAAGUAUGCCAUUGCCGCAUUGGCUGCGAAACAAUUAGGCCGCGUGAAAGGAAAUAAACUAACGGCUGGAGGGGGCAUGUUCACUAGCUCAGCUACGACUGAGAUGUAUCCAAAUGCUGCGGAGACUGACUGGUUCCUGAAAGCUGCUAACUACCAUUAUAUGGCGGCUUCAGACAUGAAUAACUCCUCUUCUUUUGGGUACAGCGCACACAGCUCAGCAGUCUUGGAAUCGCCUAUCGAGAUGGUCAGCCGAUGGCUAAAAGUGUCCGUUUCGCAAGGAGGCGCACAAGAUCCCUCCAAUAACAACUUUCUUCGGAAGACCGAGGAUAUGUUGGCAACAGCAGCUUUAUUGAUAUUUUAUAAACUUCUUGAUGCAGAUGGUGAUCAAUGGUCCACGCACCUAACUGGUAUUCGCGGUGUCUUUGAGACUCUAAUGAGUACAGAUCAAUUGAACUUGACAGUCUUCACCCACGGCAUUCGUGCUUGUUUUUGGAACUUUGCUCGUCAAGACUAUCUUGGCUCUUAUUUCACUCGAUGUCCGACUCAUUUUGACCCGGCAAAUCUCUCCGUGUGGCGUGCUGCGGGAAUUUCCAUCGAUGAAAACGAAAAGUUCCAGAUCAGCUUAUAUGGCUCAAUCAAUCUCUCCCAAGAAGACCAGGCAGCGAACGGCCUCUGCUGGCUGGUCUGCAAAGUCAUCAACUUUCUAGCAGAAUCAAAACAGUCGCAGAUUGCACAGUGGACUGGAUCGCCAUCUAAUAGACCAAUCGGAAAUCAGGAAUCCGCAGGAAGUGCUGAUCAGAGCGCGAAUACUUGGCUUGAUCUUUCCUUUGAGUUUCAAACUUGGUUCGAGCGUGUACCCGAGACUUUUCGUCCGUGUGUGCGAAUCGAUCACCCCAGAGACUUCUCACGUCCAUCUGAAAAUAUCAGGCUGCCCUUCCCUGAGGUCUUCUACAGUCUUUCUACCUGUGCUGCCACUAUGCAGCAUUACCAUUUCGGUCGAAUCGCCCUGUUGAUAAACCAGCCUGCAGACGUUGUUAGUGCACCUAGUACUGCAUUUGAUCGCUUGCAGGGCUAUCGAGAGGUCACCAAAAAAGUUGAAUAUCGCGCCCGUGAAGCUUGCGGCAUUGCGUUGGGACGCCCACAGGGUGAUGUACGGGUUCACAUGGUUCCGGUACUGUUUGCGCUUGGACAGUGUCUCGAGGGUGCUGACGAGCAUCAAAUAAUUAUCAAUCUCCUCCAGGGAGUUGAGGCCGAUCUUGGCUGGGCUACGGAAUACGCUGUUACAAAGUUGGAAGCGUCCUGGAAUCGAUGA